Arabidopsis thaliana (thale cress) is the source of this 483-nucleotide messenger RNA. RefSeq lists its product as uncharacterized. Lineage: Eukaryota; Viridiplantae; Streptophyta; Magnoliopsida; Brassicales; Brassicaceae. The record is from RefSeq and is marked reviewed. The transcript has 3 exons. Bases 1 to 483 code for a protein of 160 amino acids.
AUGACGUGGCCAACUCUCACCCGCACCUUUGUCGCACACGCCGGCCAUGGUCGAGCACACGUCCGCCUUGGACGAACUCACGCCACCACGGGUUGCCCACACUUUGUCCUUAGUCACGCCACAGAAAAGGUCCUUAAUCCGUACAAAAAGAUCAUGAAAGGUGUGACUGAUUGGUUUUAUGCAAACACUUUGAUAUCUGCUGAGAAUCAGAAAGAUGGCUCUAUUGACAAUGGCAAAGAAGUUUGUGCUGUGAAUAGGAAAGGGUUACAAGUUCCUGAGCCCCAAACUAAUCCUCUACCCAUCUCCGAUGGAGACGAUGAUUUUGACAGAUUCUUUCCUCUUCGUCGGUCGAGUCGUUGUUCCUCUCGCGUUGACAAAGCUGCCAUUCGUGACACCCAAGUUGUCAAUCCAAAUGGGUGUGAUGCUAGUAAUCAAGAUGCAAUCAGAUUUCACAGAGUCAAGCCAAGCAAUAACAGCUUUUGA